UCCGGUCUAGAGAGUAACAACAUUUACAGACAGAGCAGUGAAGGCUUUCCCCUACCUGGAGAGUGUCUGUGUUUUUACCGUUUUGGUCGGAACAUUAUGUGAGUGUUCACAUUGGCGGUACCGACCGGUUCUACCAGUUGGAGGAUUUUAAUAAAAGCUCCGCGACGUGUUCAGCCUCGUUGGUCGAGAAGAGACGCCGGCGCUCUUGAAGGACGCGGUUCAGGUAAACCUAAUUAUGUCUAGGCCACACUCCAGAUCACCUGGUUAUCCACGCAGGCCCUCGUCCCUGUACAGGAGAAGCCCGGGUCGUGGUGAGGGGAGGGGUGACCUGAGUGAGUACCCGAAAGAUGGGUUUGCAGAGUUUAAGCAGCACCAAGGGAGGAGGGAUCAGUGGGCGAACCCGAGAGGCCGAGGAUUUGGGCAGAUGGGCGCUGGAGCGUCUUACAGGGGGCACAGGAGGCAGUACGGAGACGGCCCCCCCGUGAUGGGCAUCAGACAAGCAGAGCCGGAUGCUGGUGGACGACCUGUGGCCCUGAAAAGAUCACGCUCCCCUCGACCGCAGCGGGGAUCCCCUGCUUGUCAAUGGCGCUCUCCUCUCCGGGAAUACCCUGACCACCGGGGGCGCUCUCCUCUCCGGCAGUUCCCCGACCAGCGGCAUCAUUCUCCUCUCCGGCAGUACCCCGACCACCGGCAUCAUUCUCCUCUCCGGCAGUACCCCGACCACCGGGGGCGCUCUCCUCUCCGGCAGUACCCAAACCACCGGGGACACUCGCAAUUUCAUGCCCCUAACAUUAACAAAAGACCGGGACCUCAGAAUGAAUAUCGGCGAUUCGCGGGGGAAAGAAGAGUUCCGUCUCCAAGGCGCUUCCAUGGGCAUUCCGAUGGAAGAAGAUCUCCUCCUCUGGAAGCUGUCUCCAGAUCUGGACCUAGUGGACCCGCGUGGGAAGUGGACCCAUGCCAACCAAUACCGCCCGCAGUGCACAGGAGGUGGCACUACCAGGACAGUGCCCCAGGAGUGGUCGGGAGCCACAGCCCCAGACAUGACCGCAAGAGGCCCAGAGUGAGAUCCUCUGAUCGCUCUCCACAGGCGGACAAGUGGACGGAAAGGAUGCACCCUGGUCAUUUUGGAUCACAAGAUAGGAAGCUCUCGGUUUCUCCGCAGAGAGAUCCGCAGGAAUUUCACGGAAGGAGCUCUUAUGCCGAGAGGUGUCGCGAGGAGCCGAGGUACAAGGAGCGCGGGCUCUCGGCAGACAUAGAGGCGCGGAGGUCUGAAAAACGGGAGCGUCGCAGGAGCCUCGACCGGCCGCCUUUUGCAGCAGAGGCUUCUGGAGGCCAAGCGCGUGGCGGAAGAGGUGGGAGUGACGGCAGCAGACGGAGCCGGCAAGAGCCCUGCGAGGCGGAAGAUGACAUGCGGCGUAAAAAGGAGUACGGUCACCAGUAUCCCCAAGACGUGCCAGGAGAAAGACGCCACAAGCCCAGGAAUUACGAGAACAGAGACAAGGGCAUUUUUGGGGCUCCCCCGAAUAGACAGAGCCCCCUUGUCAGGGGGAGGAUGCAGCAGGAUGGAGCAACGCCCCAUUUAAAGCCCAGCAGACCAGCACGCCCUGUCCAUGGCACCAACGGUGACGUGGACCUCAGGCUUCCUGUGGCUGAUCACCCGAGAGGAAAACUGCCUCCUGGGGAGCACUCCGCAGCACGGGGGGAAGUGCCAGAAGAUAGAGGCCGCAGACAAGGAGAAGGUGAAUUUUCGAGGUCUCCGCCAGGCAAUCUCAGGAACCGGCCCAAUGAGACCCUUACCAUCAAAGUGGACAUGUCGCACUCAAUGGCCCAAUCCAGGCUGUCUUCCUACUCAUCUGACAGACAGCUGUCCCUGGAUUUGGUGCACGUGAGGCGGCCGUACCCUGACCUGCCUGUGAAGAGUAACGGGGGCUCCCCUGGACAGCGGCCUGUGGGUUCUGGGGACUUCGCCCAGGAAAUUAUCACUCUGGUGCACCAAGUCAAAGGUUGGCUCUUCACACAUGAACACUUGCAUGAGCAAUCACCAGUAUUCUAUUACUAUCCGAAAUUAAGGGAGAUUAACCCUUCACACCUUAGCGUGCCACCUUCAGGUUACAGGUGUGAUGCACGUGUUCUCUGGAAACAGGGUUCGGUGCAUCUGAAACCUGCAGUGACGUCUCCUUUUUUUCCUUGCUCUCUUACAGAGAGUUACUGCAAGGAUAAAGGAAUCACCCUAAACGACCGCUUUUCCAGUAUUCUGGGCUCUGGAUCGCAAGACGAGGAAUGGCCAAACGAGAGUCUGAGGAUUGACCGACGGAUCGAUUUAUCUCUAUCGGAACUGAAGGUGCAGAAAAUCAACAGGGACAUAAGAAACUUGAAGACCACCUCGCGACAGAUCAUCGACCCCAACGAUCUCCGACAUGACCUGGAACGGCGCAGGCAGGAGAGGCGGCUGGGUUCGGACGAGAGAAGGUUCCCAGCAGGCAGUUUUCCAGAGCACCAGAUGUUCCCUGCCAGGAGGGAUUCUGAUUUCCGAAGGGAAAAUGCAGAAGAGAGACAUUUUCCCCGGUCAGAUCUGGCUGGUAAUUCUAUGCAUGGGCAGACUGGUCCAGCUAUGAACAUCAGGUGGAAGAAGCCUGGAUUUGUCCGAGUGGGCCUGAGCAUCCAGAACAAAUACAGACGUCUUCAAGCUGUACGGCAGAGAAGGGCCAAUCUGUAGAAGCCACAAAGCAUGCUGGGAGCUAAAACAAAUGGGAGGGGAGCUGGGAAGAGAGGAAGAAAUGUUUGGAACCUUCCAGGAUUGAGGAGCAUCUCUAAUGAGUGGCAAAACCCUCUUAUCAGAAAUCUUCACAAACAUUUAAUUUCCUGUCCAAGGAACGGGCAGGAACAUCCGGAGUCAUUCUCCUGGGAGAUUGUUUUUAAGAGACUGAGAUUGAAUGUUGUGUAAUGUGGAGAGAGAUGAAAUGGUGAAACAGAAUGAACGUUUCUUCGUUGUCCUCUUCCAUGCCUUUCACGAUGGCUGCUUUGAGUUCACUGAAUCGUUUGGUUGACCCAUCUUCCUCAUUGGCACGUUUGUGGCAGUGGGGAACCAUGUCAGUACACAGGUUUGAUGAAACAGCCGUGUUACUGAAGCUGAGUCCCCCUGGAGUUGGUUAAGAAAGGGCUGGAUGAGAUUCUCAUAUCUAAAACUAUUAAACUACUAACAAAUGAGUGAAAGAGUUGCUGAAGGGCACCUUCUCAUUUGCUGCCUGUUGUGUUUCUUAUGUGCUGCUCAGUUCACUGGUUAGUUGUCACUUCUAGGCCUGUAGGGUAAAUGAGAAGUAGACGCAGCUGUCUGUUCCUGACCCAGCAAGAGGAGCUGUCUUUCACCACGUGUCAGGACUCCGGAUAUCAGCGCUUUCAGAACGCAGACACGUACCAUUGUGACUUCUAACAAACCCCUUAUGUUUAGAAUUGUUUCCAAUGCAAAAAUAUUUUUUUCCUUCUUGUAACAUUUUAAUUAAACGGACGUUAGUGGAAAUUUGAAUUGCUUUGUUGAGUUGAAUGCAGUUUCCCCACUCAUUUUGUUUUUGUACAGGCAGUUUAUAGAACGAGAAGUGGUUUCUCCUGGUUCGCCUGGUCUUCUCAGAGCUUGCUUGCCGUUUGAAUGUCGGACGUUUUGAUCUUGAAUUAGGUUGGGUCAUAAAAACGUUCCCCUGUCCA
This is a messenger RNA of Lepisosteus oculatus (spotted gar), 3699 nucleotides long. Its product is annotated as BCLAF1 and THRAP3 family member 3. The record is from RefSeq and is a predicted model, not a curated record. Gene Ontology annotation, cellular component: mediator complex. Gene Ontology annotation, biological process: positive regulation of transcription by RNA polymerase II. NCBI's taxonomy places the organism in Eukaryota, Metazoa, Chordata, Actinopteri, Semionotiformes, Lepisosteidae. Gene Ontology annotation, molecular function: transcription coregulator activity; DNA binding.